AUGGUCUUUCGAUCAGGCCCACUUGCACCGGGCGUGGCAUUUAUAACUGGUGGCGCCAGAGGCCUGGGUAAUGCCAUUGCCGUGUCAUUUGCCAAAGAAGGUGCUCGUGGCGUUGUCAUUGUCGACAUUAACGAUGAAGCAACAUUCGAACAGGGAAAGCAGAACGUAGAGCAGUAUGGUACCAAGUGCCUUAUCAUCCGGGCAGAUGUAACCAAGGAAGACGAGGUCGCGAGAGCGGUCGACGACGCUGUCAAAGAAUUCGGGCGUAUCGACUAUGCAGCUAACUUCGCCGGUAUAAUCGGUCCGCUGGGGAAUACAUGGGACACCUCCUUAGACGAGUGGAAACGGGUCAUAGAAGUCAACACUGUCGGUGUAUGGUUGUGCAACAAGUACGAGCUCAGACAAAUGAUGAAGCAGGACUCGCACCGUCCACUACAACGAGGGUCAAUUGUGAAUUGCGCAUCGGUCAACUCAAUUCAAGCCGGAGCUGGAACCUCGGGGUACACAGCCUCGAAACAUGCUGUAAUGGGCAUCACAAAGGCUACUGCCCUUGAAGCUCGCAGCUACGGCAUACGAGUGAAUGCCGUUAGUCCAGGGUUCCUUCUGACCAAGCUCCUCGAUCCGUUCAUGAAGAUGGGUGACGAACAGGCCGCAAGUGAAGCGUGGACGAAAUACGAGGUAAGGCAAGGUCGAAAAGCGACUUUCGAUGAAAUUGGAGAUGUGGUUGUCUUGCUUAGCGUCCCACGCAUGAGUCUCGUCGUCGGUCACAAUCUGGUAAACGACGGGUAUGUCUUGUGCGUGCCUAUCAGCUACGCAACGUACUAA
This is a messenger RNA of Exophiala aquamarina CBS 119918, 825 nucleotides long. RefSeq lists its product as uncharacterized. Bases 1 to 825 code for a protein of 274 amino acids. Gene Ontology annotation, molecular function: oxidoreductase activity. The record is from RefSeq and is a predicted model, not a curated record. The transcript has 5 exons. Lineage: Eukaryota; Fungi; Ascomycota; Eurotiomycetes; Chaetothyriales; Herpotrichiellaceae.